CAAAAUUGGCAGCACUAUAUCGCAAGAGCAUUGAGACACACCGACAUAAUUUGAACGUGUCAGAUCGCAAGCUCAUGAACAUGUCGCAUAUGUGCACGGAUGCGAUUUGGGGUGCUGUGGUGCAAACUCUCGAUCGCGCCCAGGAGACCGCACAACAGGUCGGUGACAAGGAAACCGACAAGGCCACCGCCUCCAUGACGAACAGGCAGAUCAAGGACGAGGCAGAGCCCGAGCGCCCUGAGAAGGCCACCCAGCAGUCGGUGUUUGAACGCCAUCCUGACAGGGUCCACCGGAGUAUCGACGAGGUACUUGAGGACACAAAGACUUUGGAAGAACAAGUGAAGCUCAAAGAGCGCAGCGAGGAUCUCACAGCUGAGAAGCUGACGACUAUGAUCCAGGAGACGCUCCAUGUUGGAACGAACAAGAAGACGGACAGUACCACGGCGAGCAAGGGAAAAAUGCCUGUGGUAUAUAAUACGGAGCCAGCUAAGGAGCUAAGCAAGAAGGAAGGUAUCGCUGGUAUCACGAACAAGCAGGAGCAGCAAGAUGCCACCGGCCACUGCAUUCAACAAUCCACCAAGAAGACUGGCGCUCAAGACCAGACUGGCAACAAGGCAGUCGAGGAGGGCUCAACUACCAAGAAGCAAAAGUACAAACACAAGAGGUACAAGAAGAGGAACGGCGGUGACUCGAACGGCGGCUCGAAUAGCAAGGUCGAGGAUGAGGCUCCGAAGACCAAGCACAAUGCAACGAUCAGCGGUGACUUUAAGAAGGGUGGCUAGACUGGCGUUGGAUGACUUGUCAGUGUUACUUCCGUGGGUUGAAACGCCGUUUAGCAUUUGCAGGAGUUGAGUUGAGUUAGGGAAGUUAAUGUAUCGCCUGAAGAGACGAGUGAAGGGCG
Cucurbitaria berberidis CBS 394.84 is the source of this 901-nucleotide messenger RNA. RefSeq lists its product as uncharacterized. Bases 81 to 782 code for a protein of 233 amino acids. The transcript is spliced from 2 exons. The record is from RefSeq and is a predicted model, not a curated record. NCBI's taxonomy places the organism in Eukaryota, Fungi, Ascomycota, Dothideomycetes, Pleosporales, Cucurbitariaceae.